AUGAAAGAUCUUGGCCCUCUCAGCUAUUUUUUUGGUCUUGAGAUCUCUGCUUCUUCUGAUGGUUAUUAUUUAACACAGGCUAAGUAUAUCUCUGAUCUACUUUCCCGAGCCAAUCUCACACACAGUAAGAUUGUCGACACACCGACUGAGCUUAAUACUCGUCUCACUCCUGAUGAUGGCGAGCCUCUUCAUGAUUUUAUCUUAUAUCGGCAUUUAGUUGGCAGUCUUGUCUACCUUACUGUCACUCGGCCUGAUAUCUCACAUGAUGUCCAUCAGGUGAGUCAGUUUAUGGCUGCUCCUCGCUCCACUCAUUUCUCAGUUGUCCUCCGCAUUCUUUGCUACCUGAAGGGAACAUUAUUUCAUGGGCUCUAUUUCUCCUCUCAAUCUCCUCUUCAGUUGCAUGCUUAUACUGAUGCUGAUUAG
Corylus avellana is the source of this 423-nucleotide messenger RNA. Lineage: Eukaryota; Viridiplantae; Streptophyta; Magnoliopsida; Fagales; Betulaceae. The record is from RefSeq and is a predicted model, not a curated record.